AUGAGUGAUCAUAUAGAGAGACACAGGUCCCUGAGAUGGGCCAACGCCAAUGCUCCUUCAUAUCAAUGGGGUGAUAGUGAAGAUGAAGAUGAUGGGUACGAAUACGAGAAUGAGCUUGAUGGAGAAACGAGCACUAGUAAUAUGCCUCCUCCCCUCCCUGAUUUAAAGACAUUAAAGCUUUCCCUGGACGUUUCAGAGGCUCUAGAGGUUAAUAAUGUCGCUAAAUCAAAUGAUGGAAGUGUUGAUAAUAGGUCACAACCAAGUACAAGCCAAGUGCCCUUGGGUAGUACAUCCAAAUUGGUCCUUUCUAUUGAUAAUAUGCGUGCCAAUGGUGAUGACGAUGAUGACGACGACGAUGACGACGACGAUGAUCACGACGUAAACGAAGUUGAUAAUAAUAAUAUAUACAACCAUCUGCAUAGUAAGGAGCACAUCAAUCAUGAUGACGAUGGAGAAGAUGGGUUUGAAGAUUCCAAGAAUAGAUUGGAGAAAGCAAUGACUCCUACAAGAGUAGAAGGAAAAACAGAAGAUAUAUGUUUACCUUCAUUACCGCCAAUUACCACAACUACUUUAAACAACAAAGUGUCGCAAUUAUACUACCCUCCUUCAAGAGAUGGGUUCGCUACCGAACAACCAUAUACACCUACCUCGGAAGCAAGCUUUACGUCCGAUGCCGACUCCAUUCAGUACGAACCUAAAACAUUGAAUGUAAAGAACCUGCAACAUGAAGAUGAAAUAUCCACUAUCUAUGAUAUUCAUGAAGAAGGCUUGAACCACGCUCCCACAGUCCGUGAUUCAGCAUCUUUAAAUCAUUUGUCACAGCCGAAACAGUCACAAACCAGUAGUACUUUUGGAAGUCAACAACAAGACCAACAACGAGUAUUCGUACCAGCAGUUCAUUCAGAUCCUCCCAAAUUAGAAUUGAACAUAGAUAGUUGGCAGAAAAGUGACGACAAUGAUGACUCAAGUGAUGACGAUUGGGGCUACAACGGAAAUAACUCUGAUGACUUACCAGAGGUUGAAGAUGUUGUCAAAGAAUCCGUUGCCCUUGUGGUAGAUCAUCAAGAUUCACUUGAUAGGACUCGAACACCAGAAUUAGUGUCAACAAAUCUGCCUGCGCCAUAUUCUUGGGAUCAGAGUGCUGACAAUCAUAGUUCUAAAGACAGUAUCACAUUCCACAAUCCCGAAACUUUGGAUAUGAGGGUAUCACCUUCGAAUACCGGAAAUAUUCCAGAUGUUCAUUGCAAUCAAGAGCAAGAUACACAGACUCGGGGAUUGAACAUUGUUAAGUCUUCCAAGCCUGAAAAUCAAUCAACCACUAAAGUUGCUGCAACUGAUGAUCUUCAAGAUUUAAUUAAGGAAGUCACUGAGGCUUCAUAUAAUGAUAGCAGACAUUCCAAUAAUGAAAUUCAUCCAGUACAUUAUGGAAAAUCUGCUGACCGGCAAUUUAGUCUCAGGAGUAGUUCAUCGAUCAGAAAACCUCCUCCUGAUCUUUUCGAAGCUGAAGGCUUGACAGAAAACAGUAGUACUCCAAGUUUGUCUUCCCCAAAUAAUAGAUUGGUUUCUGGAGACUAUUCAAACAUAGCGGAUGCUGUGGACUCUUAUAUGAGCGAUGGACCUGACAGCUCAUCUCGUAUACGGAGUCAAACCAUUCAGGAAGAUGAAGCUGAGCAAACUGAUGAUAAUGUUACUGUUACAGAUGGAUACUCUUUUGAAGAAAAUAGUGAAUCGAUUAUGCCCUCAAACCCCACUCAUCGCGUACCAAAUGUGUCUAUUGCGAAUCCCGAAGGUAAAGAUGACGAUUAUGAUAUUACUAGUUUUACACCACCUUCUAUACCAGGCAUUGGUAGUGGAGGUGGUAAAUCACCUCAACUUUCAACUUCAGGAGAAGAGAGACCUCUGGUUUCUAGAAUGUCAACCAUGAGUAAUAAUACGUUUCAUUUCGGAGAAUGGGAACCCAAUACUAACAACUUUAGAGAUGCAUUUAUCGGUCAUAAUGAUAGGGACUCUGUGUUACCUACCAACCAGAACAUUUCAGAACAAUAUCAAAAUUUUACUAAUGGCAAUACUCGACCAGAGGAUAAUGAAAGCAUAACUUCCAUCCCUGAGACAGUAGAUGCAAGACUACCAAGUAUUCAUGAAGACAUCGAUAACUCUACUACGCACAAUUGGUCUCAAAGAGACCUCACUUCAACAAUGACACGUGAUUCUAUUUUAUCUGAUAAACCAUACAUUUCACCUACAUUCAAGGAAGAAAAACUUACCCCAUUACCCUCUGAGGAUGCCGUUAACCUUGCCAAACCAACUUCAAAGGAUUUACCUCAGAAAUACACCAGUUUACUUGGAGCUGUGGAUGAGAGUACCAAAUCAUCUAUCAGUGCAUCAUCGCCUCAGAAUGAAAAUGCUACUCUUUCACAUAAGAGAUCCCAAUCUCAUGGAAGUAUCACCACAACAGCUACGUCUGUGUCGCGGGUCACAUCUAGUGGUGGUGGAGGGACUAAUACAAUAACUACUCUAGUGACUAAUAGUGAUUUUAAACCCAAGGCAUAUCCUGUGUUCAACUGGAAAGAAAUAAUGGCUUAUAAAGAUCCAGAGAUGAGAAUUAUCAAGUUAAAUGAGGCCCUUUUGUUAGAGUCACAGUAUGAUUCCGGCUUGCAGGCUUGGUUGAACCAAUCUCUUCAUCAACAAGAUGAGACUUCGACUAUUCAGAUAGGGAAGAUUGCAAGCUCGGCUUAUCAAAGUGCAGCUCAUAGUGAUAUUAGAAGACACCAAUCCUUAAGGAGUAAGGUAAGUUCUGUCAAGGACAGAAUGGAGAAUUCUGGCCACCAAGCAUCGAGUUUUGGGAAACGAUUCUUUAAUAGAGGUAAGAAAUUGGUUAACUCCACUACCAAAUAA
Messenger RNA from Lizanozyma spartinae, 2895 nucleotides. RefSeq lists its product as uncharacterized. The record is from RefSeq and is a predicted model, not a curated record. Bases 1 to 2895 code for a protein of 964 amino acids. Lineage: Eukaryota; Fungi; Ascomycota; Pichiomycetes; Serinales; Debaryomycetaceae. The transcript has a single exon.